Molecule: messenger RNA, 1072 nt
Organism: Lytechinus variegatus (green sea urchin)
Lineage: Eukaryota; Metazoa; Echinodermata; Echinoidea; Temnopleuroida; Toxopneustidae
Product: phospholipid-transporting ATPase ABCA3-like
Biological process (GO): transmembrane transport; lipid transport
Cellular component (GO): intracellular membrane-bounded organelle; membrane
Molecular function (GO): lipid carrier activity; ABC-type transporter activity
Source: RefSeq, a predicted model, not a curated record
AUUUGUUUAAUUUCACAGCCUAUUUGAUCAUGAAUCAAGUUUCUGGGAUAGCUCGCUUUCCUCUCUCCACAAGGGAAUUCUCAUCUGCCUCAGAAAUGGCUGACAUAGUAACAGAAGGAGAUCUUGAAUAUUAUGCAGCUGUGGAGUUUGAUGUGGACCCAGAUGCGACUGAGAUACCUAUGGAUAUGAGAUACACUAUUCGUUUACCUCAUGAUAUUGCAGCAUUUGGUUCUUGGUAUACUGAUCUGAAUGUCUUUCCAUGGCUAGGAGUCGGCCCAUCUGAAAUUAACAACUACAAGAACCGAUUCAUGUUGAUUCAGAGUAUCAUUGACCGGGUAGUGAUUGCUGUCCAAGCAUAUGACUAUACUUCAAGUCUUGCAGUAUUUGGUGCUGCCCUUGACUUGGAGUUUGGCAUGCAACAAUUUCCUUAUCCAUCAUAUACUGAUGAUCCAUUCAUUGUAACAAUUGAGAACAUGAUGCCCCUUCUUCUGUUUUUGAGUUUUAUCUAUGGUGCUGGGUCUAUAACAAGGGAGCUGACGUUUGAGAAAGAAUGCCGUCUAAAGGAGAGUAUGAAGAUGAUGGGUUUAGCUAAUUGGAUGCAUUGGCUUGCUUGGUUUGUCAAGUAUUUUGUCUAUCUUCUCAUACCAACCCUCCUCAUUCUAAUCAUAGUUGUCGUGGGCAACAUUUUCCCAAACUCUGGUAUUGGUAUUCUCCUGAUCUACUUUGUAUUAUGGAUGAUAGCAACCAUUGCUUGGAGUUUUCUCAUCUCAUGUUUCUUCUCUCGUGCUCGUCUGGGUCUUAUCUUUGGGAUGGUCCUUUGGUUCCUCAACUACCUCCCAAUGUUCUUCCUCGACUACAAAUCAUCUUCUGAUACCACUAAGACAGCAGUAUGUCUCCUGUCCAAUACCUGUAUGGGUCAAGGUGUCCUGGUGUUGGCCCGCUUUGAGCUGAAGGGUGAAGGGGUCCAAUUCUCUAACAUUGGUGUGAGUCCUUCUGAGGGUAGUAACUUCACUAUGGCAACCGUUUUUGGAAUGCUCAUCCUGGAUACCGUCCUCUAUCUUCUGUUGACAUG